Drosophila arizonae is the source of this 10381-nucleotide messenger RNA. RefSeq names its product Ca[2+]-channel protein alpha[[1]] subunit T (gene Ca-alpha1T). Lineage: Eukaryota; Metazoa; Arthropoda; Insecta; Diptera; Drosophilidae. Gene Ontology annotation, cellular component: voltage-gated sodium channel complex; voltage-gated calcium channel complex; plasma membrane. Gene Ontology annotation, biological process: calcium ion transmembrane transport; membrane depolarization during action potential; calcium ion import. The record is from RefSeq and is a predicted model, not a curated record. Gene Ontology annotation, molecular function: low voltage-gated calcium channel activity; voltage-gated sodium channel activity.
AGCAGCAGCGACUGCGCAAGACGAGCUCAUGCAGUGCCAGUGCCAGUGGCAAGGCCACGCCCACGCCGCACACGCGCCGCCCACACAGACAGCAUUCGAAUGCCUCCGACUCGAUGCAAAAGCAACAGCAGCAGCAGCAGCAACAGCAGCAGAAGCAACAGGAGCAAUCGCAUCGCUAUCAGCCAGCUGGACGCGCUGGCAGCAAGGAACGCACUGAGGCGGCGCGUAGGCGUGGCACACGCCGCCACAGCGGCGCCUCGACGCUGAGCGAGGCAACAGCUGGCGCCGUCCAGCGUCGCACGCGCGACACCGGCCGAGACUCGGCCGGCAGCUCCUCGACGGCGUCCAGCUGCAACGGCAGCUGCAGCUCCGACGAUGGCGACUCGACGCACUCGUCCUCCUCCUCGUCCAGCUCGUCGGGCGAGCCGAAUCUGCCCUACCCAGGCUUCCCGGAGAUUGCCAUGAAGGCGCUCACACAGUACACGCGACCGCGCAACUGGUGCCUGAUGCUCAUCACCAAUCCGUGGUUCGAGCGCAUCUCGAUUCUGGUUAUCCUGUUGAACUGCAUUACCCUGGGCAUGUACCAGCCCUGUGUGGACGAUACCUGCUUGAAGCCGCGCUGCAAAAUAUUGCAGAUCUUCGAUGACAUCAUCUUUGCCUUCUUCGCCCUGGAGAUGACCAUCAAAAUGGUGGCCAUGGGCAUGUGCGGCAAGAACACCUAUUUGGCCGACUCGUGGAAUCGACUGGACUUCUUCAUCGUGCUGGCCGGGCUGCUGGAGUACGUGAUGCAUGUGGAGAACCUGAACUUGACAGCGAUACGCACGAUCCGAGUGCUGCGGCCGCUGCGCGCCAUCAAUCGCAUACCCAGCAUGCGAAUUCUGGUGAUGCUGCUGCUGGACACGCUGCCCAUGCUGGGCAAUGUGCUGCUGCUCUGCUUCUUCGUGUUCUUCAUCUUCGGCAUUAUCGGCGUGCAGCUCUGGGAGGGCAUCUUGCGGCAGCGCUGCACUCUGGAGCGACCCGAGGGCAUGAUCUAUCCCAUAACCCUCUCGCAAUAUUACGAGUUCUCCAAGGAUCAGGACUAUAUCUGCUCCACGCCCGAGGAUUCGGGCAUGCAUCUGUGCGGCAACUUUCCGCCGUAUCGCAUCGGAUCACUGGUCUGCACUGAGGAGGCCAAGCUACUGGACCUGAAUGAGCCAACGAAUACCUCGUGCGUGAAUUGGAAUCAGUAUUAUACGACCUGCAAGCAGAGCGGCGAGAACCCCUUCCAGGGCACCAUAUCCUUCGACAACAUUGGCAUGGCCUGGGUGGCCAUAUUUCUGGUCAUCUCGCUGGAGGGCUGGACGGACAUUAUGUACUACGUGCAGGACGCGCACAGCUUUUGGGACUGGAUCUACUUUGUGCUGCUAAUUGUGAUUGGCUCGUUCUUCAUGAUCAACCUGUGCCUGGUCGUCAUUGCCACCCAGUUCUCGGAGACGAAGAAGCGCGAGAUGGAGCGCAUGCGGCAGGAGCGCGCCCGCUACACGUCCACGUCGACGCUGGCGAGCAGCACCAACAACUCGGAGCCGGCCACGUGCUAUGCCGAGAUAGUCAAAUACAUAGCCCAUCUGUGGCGACGCUUCAAGAGACGAAUGUUAAAGAAGUACAGAUUAUAUAAGUAUCAGAGGCAACAGCGGCGCGAGGGUCUGCUGCCCAAUGCGGAUAAUCUCACGUUUUCGCCGUCGCGCAUCAAGUGCCAUCACCCGAACUGCCCCAAGUACAGUAAUCGCAAGCCGUCCAGCAUGCAGGAUCAGAUGAUUACCGUUAUGGUGCCGCUCAAUUCCAACAACAACAACAACAAUAACAACAAUAGCAGCAACAACAACAGCAGCAGCAACAAUGGCAGCGGCAACGGCGGCGCUGGUGGUGCCAGCGGAGCUGCCGGUGGUGCUGGCAGCAACAGCCAGAAUCACACCACUGUGGCAUUGAUUAAUGGCAUCAACGGCAGCACCGCCAGCGUCUCGAUGGCCCAGCAGCAACAGUUGGUGGCAGGCGGUGCCGCCUCCCAGGCGCAACUCUCCUCGUCGGACAACACGGAGCAGUCGCUGGGCGAGGGCAGCGGCUCGGGCGUGGCCCGGCGCACCUCCUCGAUGAAGAAACCCACCACCCACCAUGGCCACGGCCUGCAGCUGAAGCCAGAGGCAACUGGCGGCGAGCAGAAGACGAUUCUGCUCAAGCUGCCACAGCAGGUCAUGGACUCGGACCAACUGAUCCUGCAGUUGGGAAAUUUAGGCAAGAGCCAUCCAUGCACCUCGGGCUUUCUCAGUCCGCCCACCUCGGCCAGCCGCCGUCCCUCGGUGAUGUUCAAUGAGUACGUGCUGCUGCACACACCGCCAGCGUUAAGCAACGAGCCAGCAGCAGCUGCUGCUGCCACAACAACAACAACAGCUAUAGCAACCACUGCAACAGCAGCAGCMGCGGCGGCAACAACAACAGCUGCAGCAGCAAUAACCACAGCAACAACUAGCAUUGGCAGCAACAGCGGCGGCAACAUUCACUCCAUGGAGAAGAUGACUCAGGCAGGUGACGGCAGCAUUUGGCAGGUGAAUCUACCGCAAAGCAUCGGCACCAUCGCCAAUCCGUAUGCCGAGUGCUCUGAGCUGGGUAUACACGAUGCGAUGACUUGUCAAGAGCUCUUAGCGUUCUCUGUGGCAUUUUCAGCGGCGCUGCCGACGGGUCAGAGUACGCUCGAAUCGUUCUACUCGUCGCUGGCGCGCUGCGAUCCCCACACGGUCGAGGCCCUGAACAAGGUGCAGCAGCAGAAGCGUCUGACAGCAGCAGCAACAACAGCAGCAGCAGCAGCUGCAACUGCAGCAACACCAACAGCAACAACAGCAGCAACAACAGCAACAGCAGCAGCAACAGCAGCACCGGCAACAGUUGCUGCUGCCGCUGAUAUACUCGACUCGRGUGCAGAUUUGCCGGCACCGGGCCUGAGCCUGGAGCUGGCUGCUGUCUCGGCGGCUGUGCCCAUGGAGAAUCGGCGCAAGGAGCGGCCGCAUUUGCCCCACAACAACAACAACAAUAACAACCAUAACAACAACAACAACAACAGCAAAAGCAAUCACAGCCGCAACACGGGCGGCGGUCAGCGUCACCAUGGGCGCAGCCACGCCCCCACCGGCAACUACAUGGAGGACUAUGCCUGCUGCUACGAUCUGUACCAGAACGCCCUGUCGCCCCUCGACGAGCGCCAGCAUCCCCGCUCCCCAGCCCUGCGCCUGCUCAUCGCCAUCUACCGCUGCCUGAUGCGGGUCUGCAGCUGGAUCCGGCGCUACAUCAAGCGGCUGGUCGAGCACAAGUACUUCCAGCAGGGCAUCCUCCUGGCCAUUUUGAUCAAUACGCUCUCGAUGGGCAUCGAGUACCACAAUCAGCCCGAGGAGCUGACGGCCAUUGUUGAGACGAGCAACGUUGUCUUCUCCGGCAUCUUUGCCGUCGAGAUGCUGCUCAAGGUAAUUGCCGAGGGACCCUUUCGCUACAUAGCCAACGGCUUCAAUGUCUUCGACGGCAUCAUCGUCAUACUCAGCGCCAUUGAGAUAUGCCAGACGUUUGCGGGCAACGGCACUGGCGGCGGCGGCUCAGGUCUGUCCGUCCUUCGCACCUUCCGUCUGCUGCGCAUCCUGAAGCUCGUUCGCUUCAUGCCCAAUCUGCGGCGUCAACUGUUUGUCAUGCUGCGCACCAUGGACAAUGUUGCUGUCUUUUUCUCACUGCUCGUACUCUUUAUAUUCAUAUUCAGCAUACUCGGCAUGUAUCUGUUUGGCGGUAAGUUUUGUAAAUUUUUGGAUGAAUCCGGACUCGAACGCGAAUGCACGUGUCCCGAAAUAAUCAGCCGACAUCCGCAAUGUGAAUGCGAUCGUAAACACUUCAACAACAUUUUGUGGGCCACUGUCACAGUUUUUCAAAUACUAACGCAAGAGGAUUGGAACGUUGUCCUAUUCAAUGGCAUGGAAAAGACAAGUCAUUGGGCCGCAUUGUAUUUUGUGGCUCUAAUGACUUUUGGCAAUUACGUGCUGUUUAAUUUAUUGGUCGCCAUUUUGGUUGAGGGAUUCAGUUCAGAGCGAAAUGAACGUCGCGAACGCGAACAACGUGAAUUGGUUAAGAAACUGCGUGAAGAAACAUUGGCCGAAAAUUAUAGCGAUGGUAUGUACGAUGAAUCACGCAGCGAAGCGGAUUCAUCGACCACAAACGAUAGUUACUACGAGGUACGCAAUCGCUGGCGCAGUGCCGAGGAUGUGCGCAAGCAGCUGCAGGAGUCAGCCGAGCUGAACAUCGAAGCCAAGAACAACAUUCAUCGCCAGCGUCUGCUGCAGCCCAUCCAGGACUAUCAAAUCAACGAGCUGCCCGCCCAAGGCGCCAGCUCUGCGUCGCUGGGCAAUGCCGGCGACAAGGAGGGCGAAGCCAAGCCCCGCGGCGGCCUCAAAAAGACAUACUCGAUCAAGGAGCGACGCAACGAGGCGCCACGAAUAUCGAAAAUGCGUCUCAUACGCGAUCCACCGCUCAUCACAACUACAGCGGCCACGCCCCAAGAUUCGCCAAGCACCACGAUGGAGCCGGGCAUGAGUUUUCGCCAAUGGGGCGACAUGGAGCCCGUGCCGCCGUCGCCGUCGCUGCUGAAGCCACCGAACAUUUUCAGCGGCGGGCAGCGGGUUCUGGACGAGGGCAUCCCGGCCAUAGAUCUCAUACCGCCAUCGCCGGUGCUGGCGCACAAGCCGCUCAACAUACUGAAUGCCAGCCAGCUGCAGGGGCAUGCGGGCUCUGUGGGUGGCCUGGGUGGGGCAGGAGUUGGCGCGGGCAUUGGUGCUGGUGGUGGUGGAGGGAGCGGAGCAGGUGGCGUUGGCGGUGCUGCGACUGGGCUCAGCGGUGCUGCCGCUGGCAGCUCCAGCCUGUCCAGCGGGAGCAGCAAUCAGCUGAGCAGCCUGCUGCCCAGCGCCCUGGCCAGCAGCAUGCACAGCGUCAUCAUCGACGACAUCUCGAAGAAUUCCAGCACGAGUGCCGCAGCCACGCCCAUCUAUGUGCCCACCAUAUCGUCGGUGGCAUCGACGCUGCAGCCGCCGACCGAGAGCCACAGCCACAGCCUGAAUCUAUCCGAAUUGUCACUCAGCUCAGCUGUGGGCGGCGCCGGUGGCAGCAUCGGCUCGACCAGCUCCUCCAGCGAACGUCUGCCGCUGGCGCCACCGAGCAGCUUCAAGCAGCGCUUCCGUCGCUCCAGCUCCAAGAAGCGGCCCAGCCCACACCCACAGCGCCCCGACGAGCAGCACCUGGCCGACGAGGAGGAGCCGCAGCUGAACAACGGCAGCGGCGACAACAGCUACCUGCUGCGCAGCAGCCCGGUGCCAGCAAUGGGCAUGGCAGCCGGCGGCACAGGGGCCAAGGACACGAACCGCCUGAGUCCACAGAACUCGAUUCGCCGGCUCUCCAACACGCUGAGCAUUGGCAGCGGCCCGGGCAGCCGACGCGCCUCGGCGUGCAUCUUCAACUCGCAGGUGUAUCAGAACCUCAACCAGCCGCCGAAGCUGAGGGCGGGCGCGGGCCAGCGGCGCAUGAGCUCCAUUGAGCUGGCCUUCAGCAAGACGUCGCACCUGAAUCUGCACAAUCUGGAGGCGAAUCGCAAGUCGUUGUCCUACACCAACUCGAAGAUCGACCUGGACAAAUGGCAAAAGUCCUACAUGACGCUCAACGAACCGGACAUGCUGCAACAGUACAUGGAGGCGCGCGACAAGCGCAAGAACUCCAUCAGCCACUACAAUCUGAAGAAGCGMCUCGAGGAGAAGGAGCUGCAACAGCUACAGCAGCUGCACCAGCAGCAACUGCAACAGCAGCAGCAGCAACAGCAGCAGCCACAGCAACUGGAGUCCCAGCUGCCGCCGCAGCAGCUGGCCAAGGAGCUGCAGCUGCUGUCCAUGCAACGACAUUCCAUGGUGCCGUGCGGCUCUAGCGGGGAGCACGUCUCGAAGCUCAAGAUGGUCAUACAGCGUCUGACGCCAAAGCACUUUACCGCCGAGCGUGAGUCCUACUCCAUGUACAUCUUUCCGGAGGACAACAGGUUCCGGCAGAUCUGCACGUGGUUCGUGAACCAAAAGUGGUUCGACAAUGUUGUGCUGCUCUUUAUAGCGCUCAACUGCAUAACUCUAGCCAUGGAAAGACCAAACAUCCCUCCAAACAGCACCGAACGAGUGUUCCUAGCAACAGCCAACUACGUGUUCACCGUCGUCUUUACUGUCGAAAUGUUCAUUAAGGUAGUUGCCACGGGCAUGUUUUAUGGCCCGGAUGCAUAUUUCACGUCCGGCUGGAAUAUAAUGGAUGGAUCUUUGGUUACAAUUUCGAUAAUUGAUUUGUUAAUGUCAUUGAUUAGCGAGUCGAGCCCGAGGAUAUUUGGGAUUUUAAGGGUGUUUCGUCUACUUCGUUCCCUACGGCCGCUGCGUGUGAUCAACCGAGCGCCGGGUCUGAAACUAGUCGUUCAAACGCUCUUAUCAUCCCUGCGUCCCAUCGGGAACAUCGUGCUGAUCUGUUGCACCUUCUUCAUCAUCUUUGGCAUCCUCGGCGUCCAGCUGUUCAAGGGCACCUUCUUCUACUGCGAGGGCGAGAACAUUAAGAACGUACGAAACGCCGACGAGUGCCGUCGCAUACCGGGCAACGUCUGGACGAAUCGCAAAUACAAUUUCGAUGACCUCGGCAAGGCGCUGAUGUCCCUCUUCGUGCUCAGCUCCCGCGACGGCUGGGUGAACAUCAUGUACACGGGCCUCGAUGCCGUCGGCGUCGACCAACAGCCGAUCGUCAACUACAACGAGUGGCGGCUACUGUACUUCAUAGCGUUCAUAUUGCUGGUCGGCUUCUUUGUGCUGAACAUGUUUGUGGGCGUGGUGGUGGAGAACUUCCACCGUUGCCGCGAAGAGCAAGAGAAGGAGGAGAAGAUCCGGCGAGCCGCCAAGCGAGCGCUCCAAAUGGAAAAGAAGCGCCGGCGCAUGCACGAGCCGCCCUACUACACCAACUACUCGCCCACCCGAAUGUUCGUGCACAACGUGGUCACAUCGAAGUACUUCGACCUGGCCAUAGCCGCCGUCAUCGGGCUGAAUGUGGUUACGAUGGCCAUGGAGUACUACAAGAUGCCCAUUCCGCUGCAAUACGCGCUGAAGAUCUUCAACUACUUCUUCACGGCCGUCUUCAUACUGGAGGCGAACAUGAAGCUGGUGGCACUGGGCUGGCGGCUGUACCUGAAGGAUCGCUGGAAUCAGCUGGACGUGGGCAUUGUUCUGCUCUCGAUCGUGGGCAUUGUCCUCGAGGAGCUGGAGACGAACAUCAUCCCCAUUAACCCGACGAUAAUACGCGUGAUGCGCGUGCUGCGCAUCGCCCGCGUCCUCAAGCUACUGAAGAUGGCGAAGGGCAUACGAGCACUACUGGACACCGUCAUGCAGGCCCUGCCCCAGGUGGGCAACUUGGGGCUGCUCUUCUUCCUGCUGUUCUUCAUAUUUGCGGCGCUGGGCGUGGAGCUGUUUGGCCGGCUCGAGUGCUCCGACGAGAUACCCUGCCAGGGACUUGGCGAGCAUGCGCACUUCGCCAACUUUGGCAUGGCUUUCCUCACAUUGUUUCGCGUAGCGACUGGCGACAACUGGAACGGCAUCAUGAAGGACACGCUGAGGGAUAACUGCGAUGACGCCGCCGAUUGCGUGCGCAAUUGCUGCGUCAGCUCAUUUAUUGCUCCCAUAUUCUUUGUGAUAUUCGUUCUUAUGGCGCAAUUCGUUUUAGUGAACGUCGUCGUGGCUGUUUUGAUGAAACAUCUCGAGGAGAGCCACAAGCAAAUGGAAGACGAGCUCGACAUGGAGGUGGAGCUGGAGCGCGAGCUGGUGCGCGAACAGGAGUUUGCCCAGGAGCAAAAACUGUGCCAGCAGCUGGCGGAGGCGCAGGCCAAGCUGCCCGCACCGCCCAGACCCCUGGCCAAGGUCAAAUCCCUGCCCAAGAACUUCAUCUACAGCACACCCUCCCUGGACAAGAAGUUCCCGAGCGUCAGUCUCACUGGCAGCACCGCCAACAACAUUGCCGCCGGCGCUGGCCAGCGGCGUCAGACCGUGCAAUACUUCAACCAGCAGCAGCAACAGCAACACCUGCAACAGCAGCAGCAGCACCAGCAGCAGCUGCAGCAGCAGCAGCCACAUCAACAGCAACAGCGACAGCAGCACCAUCUGAGCCUGGCUGAGAUGGGCAGCGCGCUGACGCCUCAGAGCUUGAGCGCACGGUUGGGGGAGCCCUUCGGCGGCGCUAUGACGGCAGCUGGAAGCGGUCCGGGCUCCGAGCUGCUGGGCUUGCAGCUGCCGCCAUUGGGCCGCCGCGGGCGACGCGCCUCCGCCGCCGCCGGGUUCCGUAAGCGCGGCGUGCUGUCCAAGGAGCGAUCGCUCGACGAGCAGGCCAUCAGGCGACGCAACCUGGAGGCGAAGCGCACCAGUUGCGACUCGUUGCCUUGGGGCGGCGAUGCGCUCGACUAUAGGCGUGGCACCAUCUUCGAGAGCCUCGAAUCGGAUCCCGCCUCCAGCUAUGACCUGGACGUGCGCAGCAUACGCAGCGCUGAUGUCCCCAGGCCGCGCGACGACGACGAGUCGCUGGAGCCGCUGGCUGUGGUCAGUGCUCUAGUCCAGCCAACGGCAACGCCAUCGUCGCCCCCCAUAACAACAGCCACGCCCACGCCCACGCCCACGCCCUCGCCAACGCCAACAUCAACGUCUAUGCCCCAGCCCCAGUCCCAGCCCCAGUCACAGUCACAGCCACAACAGCAGCAUCCGCGUCGACCCUUUGGCUGGUCACAGUCGGUGGAUCAGGGCUGCCUGCUGGGCCCCGGCGGACGCAGCAGCUUGCUGCUCUCGGUGCCACGUUCGAUGCCCCCUCGCAGUCGCAGCGGCAGCACGAAGCAGCUCUUCAAGCAGCAGGCGCUCGAUGAGGACGCCGACAUGGAUGAGAACUCGCUGCUGUUGCCCGCCACGCAUCUGGCAGCAACUGUUGCUCCCAGCUCGGAGCACCCAACGGCAACAGCAACAGCAGCGGCAGCGGCAGCGGCAGCAGCAGCGAGCGACGUUGACGGCGACAGCGAUGCCGUCGACGUCAGCAGCGCAGCGGGCCUAAGCAAAUCCGAUUCAGCGGACAUCAUGCGCAUCAUCAGCGAGCGCAGACGCAUGGAUCAGCGGGAUCAGUGCGGGAACGAGGACAGCGACUACAAUGAGCUGCUCCUGGUCAAGUCGCCGCAAUCCUCAACGGACUAAGCCCUCGGGAGAGAGAGAGAAAGAGAGAGAGGUGUCUCUGUCGCUCUCUUGCAGUCUCUCCCUCCUCUCUCUGUCUGUCACUCUGUCAUCCAAUCAUCAUAACUUGAAGCAGGCUUACUAUAAGUAGUUUUAAGCACUAUCGAUAAACGAUAACACGACAACACAAAGCUCGCCUGUUAGCAUAAGCAUACUAUAGCCAUAUCCCCCCACCUCACACACAUUCUCUCCGUCACUCAACCGCACACAGGCUUGCUGAGAGUGUGUUUUAUGCGCAUUUUGGUGUUAUCGAUAAACGAUAACGAAAUAUCAAGAGGCAAGCCUGUACACCUGUUAUAUACUUAUGUUUAUCUCACUCGAUCACGCACUCCUAUUGUAGAGAGACACACACACACAAAUUAUGGAGGGCUCYAAUGAAACUUCAAUAAUCGAUAACACAGGGCUGAUUUUGUACAGCUUUCUCAAUCUCACCAAAAGAGCAUUUCAUGUGCAUUUAGGCAUUAUCCAUACAUCGAUAGGACAAGUAACCCAAUCAGUGUCCAUUGCUCUUUCUUUUUCUAAAUUUCACAUUAUCGUUAAAUCGAUAAAUCGAUAACACAUAGCAAGUCUGUGCUAGUAGCUGCUCUCCCUCUCUCACAGGCUCUCGCUAAUGUACAGGCUUGCUAGCAGAGAGUUCCAUGCGCAUUUAAGUAUUUUCGAUAAAUCGAUAACACAUUGAUAGUAUAAACAGAAGCAAGCCUGUUAGCAUACACUCUCUACCCCACACUUACUUUCGUAACUAUAACUUUAGGGAAUUUUCCAAGUGGUCAGUUUGAAGAUGGCAAAAAAAAAAUCGAAAAAAAGAAGAAAGAAAAGAAGAAAAAGAAACUAAAACGUUAGCUUUUAGCCAAUUACGAUUAACGAUUAACGAUAAACAUUACUCACUAGCGUUUAGGUGUUUAACUGUAACUAUAACUGUAACUGUAACUAUACAAAUUAACUAUAACGAUAACGAUUACAAUUACGAUAACUACUCAUCGAGCGUUCUCUACAAAAACAAAGCAAAGCAAAACAACAAAUGGUCAACUGUUUUUAGUGCAAUCUACGGUUUUCAUAAGUUUAGC